This is a messenger RNA of Trypanosoma grayi, 2430 nucleotides long. Its product is annotated as vacuolar-type proton translocating pyrophosphatase 1. The record is from RefSeq and is a predicted model, not a curated record. Gene Ontology annotation, cellular component: membrane. NCBI's taxonomy places the organism in Eukaryota, Euglenozoa, Kinetoplastea, Trypanosomatida, Trypanosomatidae. The transcript has a single exon. Gene Ontology annotation, molecular function: inorganic diphosphate phosphatase activity; diphosphate hydrolysis-driven proton transmembrane transporter activity. The coding region runs from base 1 to 2430 and encodes 809 amino acids. Gene Ontology annotation, biological process: proton transmembrane transport.
AUGAACAAGGCGUUGCUGGGGGCUGCAGUGGUGUUCGUCUGCGCCGCCGCCACUGUCGCCGCGGCCGCCGCGGGGGAUGUACACCCGAACAUCACCAACAGCAGCAUCACGUACGCGCAGGGCGGCUCGGCGGGGUCAGCGGCCCGCAACAGCAACGACAACAGCAAAAACACCGGGAAGUCCACGGUCAUGAUCGGUGCCACGGCCACAACCGCUAUCAUUGUGUUUUCCGCGGCGUUCGGCUUUGCCUUCGCGAUGUACUGGUGGUACGUCGUGUCGGAGAUCAGGAUCACUCCGGGGAAGGACCAGGGCGUGCGCAACGUGCACCUGACCGAUGAGGUGAUGCGCAACGUGUAUGUGAUCAGCAAGCGAGUGUCGGAAGGUGCGACGGCGUUCCUUCUGUCGGAGUACCGCUACAUGGGACUCUUCAUGGCGGCCUUUGGCUCCCUCAUCUUCUUCCUCCUCGGCGUCGCACUCUCGUCGCCACAGGAUGGCGGCGUGCCAGCAGCAGCGCCGUGGGUGAACGCGGGACUUUCGCUCUUCGCGUUCUUCACCGGCGCCCUCACGUCCGUCGGGGCGGGGUGGAUCGGCAUGCGCAUUGCGGUGUACACCAACGCCCGCACCGCCGUUAUGGCAACGGAGGGUUGCGACGAGGGCGACCAGUCGCGCGGCUACGCGAUGGCUUUCCAGACGGCAUUUCGGGGCGGCAUCACGAUGGGCUUCGCGCUCACCUCCGUCGGCCUCUUCUCGCUCUUCGCGACGGUGAAGGUGGCGCAGGCGUACUUCGGCGAGCUGCCGGAGAACAUGCCAGAGCUGUACGAGUGCGUCGCCGCCUUCGGCCUCGGCGGAUCUGCCGUCGCGUGCUUCGGACGUGUGGGCGGCGGCAUCUACACCAAAGCCGCCGACGUCGGCGCCGAUCUCGUCGGGAAGGUGGAGAAGAACAUCCCCGAGGACGACGCGCGUAACCCCGGCGUGAUUGCCGACUGCAUCGGCGACAACGUGGGCGACAUCGCGGGAAUGGGGUCGGACCUCUUCGGAAGCUUUGGUGAGGCGUCGUGUGCGGCGCUCGUGAUCGCCUCCGGCUCCGCGGAACUGACGGGCAGCUUCACGUCGAUGAUGUACCCGCUGCUCAUCACGGCUGCCGGCAUCCUCGUCUGCAUCGGCACUGCCCUCAUUGUGGCCACCAACAGCGGUGUGCAGCGCGCCGAGGAUAUCGAACCCACACUGAAGCGGCAACUGCUGCUCUCCACGAUCUGUGCCACCAUUGUGCUCGUCUUCCUUACCGACAUUGCGCUGCCGAAUGAGUUCACGAUCGGCACAACCGCCUCCACCAAGUGGCGCGCGCUCGUCUGCGUGCUGUGCGGCCUGUGGUCCGGCCUCAUCAUUGGCUACACGACGGAGUACUUCACCUCCAACGCGUAUCGCCCCGUGCAGGAGAUCGCCGAGGCGUGCGAGACGGGAGCUGCGACAAACAUCAUCUACGGCCUUUCGCUCGGCUACAUCUCCGUGCUACCGCCCAUAGUGGCGAUGGCAAUCACCAUCUACACCUCGUACCGCAUGGCUGAUCUCUACGGCUACGCACUCGCUGCGCUUGGCAUCCUUUCCACCAUGUCGAUCGCACUCACCAUUGACGCGUACGGGCCCAUCUCCGACAACGCCGGUGGCAUUGCGGAGAUGGCACACAUGGGCCACGAGAUCCGUGAAAUCACCGAUGCCCUCGACGCUGCUGGGAACACGACAGCGGCUAUCGGCAAAGGCUUCGCCAUCGGCUCCGCUGCGUUUGUGGCACUCGCCCUGUACGGUGCCUACCUAUCACGUGUCGGCAUUCCGUCGGUGAACAUGCUCGACGCGCGCGUAAUGCCGGGGCUGCUCUUUGGUGCGAUGCUGCCAUACUGGUUCUCCUCGCUCACGAUGAAGGCGGUAGGCACCGCGGCGAUGGACAUGGUGAGCGAGAUCCGCCGCCAGUUCCAGGACCCCGCGGUGGCGGAGGGCACGAAGGAGCCCGACUACCAGAGCUGCGUCGCCAUCGCAACGGAGGCGGCGCUGCAGCAGAUGGUGGCACCCGCCUGCCUUGUCAUGCUGACACCAAUCCUCAUCGGCGUGCUGUUCGGCCGCUACACCCUUGCGGGGCUGCUCCCGGGCGCGAUCGUGUCGGGUGUGCAGGUGGCCAUCUCCGCCUCCAACACCGGCGGCGCCUGGGACAACGCGAAGAAGUACAUCGAGAAGGGCGGACUGCGCGACAAGAACAAGGGCAAGGGCUCGCCUCAGCACGCAGCUGCCGUCAUUGGUGACACAGUUGGUGACCCACUGAAGGACACCUCCGGCCCUGCGCUGAAUAUUCUAAUCAAGCUCAUGGCGAUCAUAUCCGUUGUCUUCUCUCCAGUCUUUCAGUCGAAGCUCGGUGGCAUCCUCAUGAACCUCAUUGAGUGA